This is a messenger RNA of Megalops cyprinoides (Indo-Pacific tarpon), 1682 nucleotides long. It is a transcript of the gene gprc5c, whose product is annotated as G protein-coupled receptor, class C, group 5, member C. Gene Ontology annotation, biological process: G protein-coupled receptor signaling pathway. Lineage: Eukaryota; Metazoa; Chordata; Actinopteri; Elopiformes; Megalopidae. Gene Ontology annotation, cellular component: plasma membrane; extracellular exosome; signaling receptor complex. The coding region runs from base 352 to 1635 and encodes 427 amino acids. The record is from RefSeq and is a predicted model, not a curated record. Gene Ontology annotation, molecular function: G protein-coupled receptor activity; protein kinase activator activity. The transcript has 5 exons.
GCAGUACAAUCGCGAAACCAAGCGGACAGCGGCUGCGGCAGAGUACUUCGACUGGACUUUGAAAAGAAAUACCGUUAAAUCACGGGUAUAGACUCAAUCAGCAGGGAUCUAUCCUCUUUGGCGGAAAUUUUAGUUACCCGUGUUUUGAAGAUAUCGCUGGAAUAUACAAAAAAAACCCAAAUUGUUAAUAAAAAAGUUCCACCGCUAUUUUUCUCGUCCGUGGAGACACUGUAGGGAAUAUUUAAUUAUUCCUUCUUGUUUGGAGUCAGGGUCGCUUGUAUCAUUAUCAAAAACGACAGGAACAACACAUUUCGCCCCUGCCAAGCUAGUGGCCAACAGGCACCGGUGAUCAUGGACAGUGUUCGGCUCCCGCUGCUGCGGCUCCUGUCGGCGGUGGUGCUGUGGUCAUUGCCAGGGGCGUGGGCGGGGAACAGCACUCCCGAGGGCUGCGGGCCAGCGGUCGGCUCGCUCUACUACAACCUGUGUGACCUGAACGGCGUGUGGGGAGUGGUGCUGGAGGCCUUCGCCGCCGCCGGCGCCGUGGGCUCUCUCAUGCUGCUCCUCGUGCUGCUUGCCAGCCUGCCCUUCGUGACGGAUGGGAAGAGGCGGAGCUCGGUGGGGCUGCAGGCCGGCUUCCUGGUGUUCACGCUGGGCCUGUUCUGCCUGGCCUUCGCCUUCAUCGUGGGGAAGGACUUCUCCACCUGCGUGGCGCGGCGCUUCCUGUUUGGCGUGCUCUUUGCCGGCUGCUUCUCCUGCCUGCUGGCACACGCAGCAGGCCUGAACGUGCUGGCGAGGCGCGACCGCGGUCCCCGCGGCUGGGCGCUGUGUCUGGCCGCGCUGGCGCUCUGGCUGGUGGAGGUGAUCAUCAACACGGAGUGGCUGACCAUCACGGUGGCCCGCUACCCGCUCAACGCCACCGGUGUGCCCGCGGCCUGCGCCAUCGCCAACCCGGACUUCGCCAUGGCACUCAUCUACGUCAUGGUGCUGCUGCUGGCCGCGCUGGUGGCGGCGGCCGCCGCGCUGGCGGGGAAGGGCGGGCGCUGCCGCAAAGAGGGGGCGUUCAUCCUGGCGACGGGCGUGCUCUCCGUGGGCAUCUGGGUGGCCUGGAUCGUCAUGUACGUCUACGGGAAUCAGCGGCAUGGGAACGCCAGCUGGGACGACCCCACGCUGACCAUCGCCCUGGUGGCCAACGCCUGGGUGUUCCUCAUCCUCUACACCAUCCCCGAAAUAUGCACGCUCACUGAGGAAGGGGCAGGACAGCCGGGGUACGGGGACGACCUGUACCCCUCCAGGGGGGUGGGCUACGAGACCAUCCUGAAGGAGCAGACCUCCCAGAACAUGUUCAUGGAAAACAAGGCCUUCUCCAUGGACGAGCCCAGCGCAGGCCAGAGGCCGGUGUCUCCCUACAGUGGGUAUAACGGCCAGCUACGCAGCUCUGUCUACCAGCCCACCGAACUGGCCCUGAUCAGCAAAGGAGUGGGGAGUGGGGAUGUGUCCUAUGAAACGGUCCUCCCCCGAGCCUCUGCCCCCUCGCAGGCUCCGAGCGGCAGCUCCACACCCCGAGCGGACGAGGCGGCGGCCGGACAGCCACAGGGCAGCAGUGGUAACGGCCUGCACAGGAAGCCUCAGUGGUGAACCGCCUCCUCUCUCGUCUCUGUGCCUCACUUUUUUGAUUUUUGUUU